GAAAAAAAAAAGAAAAAAAAAAGAAAAAAGAAAAGCAAAAGUACCAAAACAAAAAUAUCCAGAUCCCUUAUUGCAAUUGCAAAUCUUACCUUAUUUUCAACGCCAUUGCAACAGCUGUCAUCGUCAUCGUCAUCUGUUCUACUCCGAUCUCAUUCAGGAAAGUGAUGAGGCGUAAAGUACCGUCUUUAGUCGACUUAUGUGUUCGUACAGCGAUCGACAACAUUAAGUAUUUAGGAGAUGUCGGAGAAACCGACCAUCAUCUCUUGGAUCGAAUUUUGUCGCACUGUAAUCUUGACGAGUUGAAGCACAUCGAGGACAGUACACAAGGUAGUGAUCUUAGUCCCGUGACCGAUAAAAUGUGGAAGAAAUUUUACAAGGUCAGAUUCGGUGCUGAUAGUACAGAUAUGGUUGUCGAGAGGAUGCGAAAGAGAAAAACUACCGUAUUAUGGAGAUUACUAUACGAGGCGAAGCUUAGUGAGAUGGAACAGGCUGAAAAAGAAUCUGUUGAUCGAAUGACGCAAAGAUAUCGAGAAGAAACUGCUAGGAAACAAAGUCGACAGGUGAAGCUGUGCUCAAAGGUUCCACCUUCUUCUAGCAGGAAACGAAGUUUUUGUGGAGGUGUCGGUGCUAGCAACAUUUACAACACAAAGAGUAGCUUGAUGAAGAAGGCAAAGAUAGAAUUCGUUAACAGCCGAGAGGUUAAGAAUAUCGCAGCUAUGAAGAAUAAGAUGGUGCACAGGAAUCAUAGUGUUUCUUCCACGGGGAAGCCACUUACUUCUGGAUAUGCAUCUUCGUCAUCCAAACUGACGACGAAGCCGUACGAGAGAAGAUUUUAAAGAUGUUAAAAGUCAUUUUUCUAAAUUAGCAGUAUUGUAUAAUAUUAUUUACAAGCAAUGAAACAUGAUGUAUUUCUAAUAUUACAUGGCUUUAAAAAAAAAAUCAUCUCAUAGUUAUUGUCCUUGUUAAUAAUAUAUGUUUGUUGUCUUUUU
Molecule: messenger RNA, 989 nt
Organism: Erythranthe guttata (spotted monkey flower)
Lineage: Eukaryota; Viridiplantae; Streptophyta; Magnoliopsida; Lamiales; Phrymaceae
Product: transcription elongation factor B polypeptide
Biological process (GO): transcription elongation by RNA polymerase II
Cellular component (GO): elongin complex; nucleus
Source: RefSeq, a predicted model, not a curated record